UGUUGGACUAAUUGAAUAUUAUACAUGCAUAUACGAUGGUUUUUAGUUCUACAGAGUUGAUCAAGUUUCAUAGACGGGUAUAAACAGAUCACUAAUAAGUAGGCUAAGGCUUGCUAAUACACUUAUUGUUCGUGAGGAUCAGAAUGAAGAUAGUAGCAGUGGGGCUAGUGCUCUUGCUCGCCACCGCUGCAAAUGUGAUGAGUGAGAUUAAUCAACCUCAGUGCAUAGAGAAAGAGAAAGAGGCUCUCCUCAGCUUUAAGCUAUCUCUACAUGAUCCUGGAAAUCUUCUUUCUUCUUGGAGCAAUAAUGGCACGAACCAAAAUUGUUGCGAUUGGAGCUUCAUCACUUGUGACGACCAAACCAACCAUGUCAUUGCCCUUAAUCUUACUAAUUAUGAUCAUCAUGCCAACCCUGUGGGUGGUGAGCUUGGCUCUUCCUUGGCUGAAUUGCAGUAUUUGAGCUACUUGAACCUCUAUGGGAUGAGUUUUACUCGAAUUCCAAAGUCUAUUGGCUCUUUGACAGAGCUUACAUAUCUCGGUCUUGGAGAGAAUCCUAUCCAUGGAAUUAUUCCUCCACAGCUUGGAAAUCUCUCCAAAUUGCAAGUUCUUGAUCUAUCAAGCUCUUCUCAAAUGGUUGUUGACAAUCUUGAAUGGCUCUCCCAUUGCACUUCUUUGAUGACCAUUUUCAUAUCAAAUUGUCUGCUUCCUAAGGUAGAUACUUCCUCUCUUUCCUUCACAAAUAAUUCCUUCCUUUUCCUUAAAUCUCUUCAACUGUCUGAAAAUUCUAUACACCCUUCAACAAUUACUUGGUUAUUAAAUUCUAGUAUCAAUCUUGAGAAGCUUGUGCUCACAAAUAAUGUCAUAGAGGGAACCUUUCCAAAUUCCUUUGGACACAUAAAAUCUCUUGAAUAUGUUGACUUGUCAGGGAAUGAACUUGGAAUAAUGGGAGUACCAAAAUCCUUGAGCAACCUUACAAAACUUAAGUACUUAGAUUUGUCUCAUAACAAUCUUAAAGGAACUUUACAUGAUCUUUUAGGAAACCUAUUAGGAUCAACCAAAAGCUCUUUAGAAAAUUCGUUCAAUUCUAUAUUUGUUCUUGAUUUUUCUCACAACCUUUUAUCUGGAAGCAUUCCUGCUGAUUAUUGGGGGAAUUUUCAGUUUUUGAUUGUUCUAAAUUUAGCACACAACAUGUUGUCUGGAGAGAUCCCAAGCUCAAUUAGUAUGCCAAUCCUUCAAACUCUUCAAUUGAGCCACAAUAACCUCUCAGGAACUUUGCCUUCUUCGUUGAAAACAUGUGGUUUUCUACGAAUUCUAGAUUUAGGGUCAAACAAUUUGACAGGACCAAUACCACCAUGGAUCGGAGAAAUACCAAAAAUAUUGGUUUUACUUAGUUUGAAGUCAAAUAAUUUUUAUGGAAGUAUACCAUUGAAUCUUUGUAAUGUUUCAACAAUGCAAAUUUUAGAUCUCUCCUCAAAUGAUUUAUCGGGGUCCAUUCCUUCUUGCAUUAAAAAUUUCAAAGCAAUGGUUGAAGAUUAUUAUGAUCCAAAGACCAUUAUUCCUUCAAUUCCUGUUGUAACUACUACCCCAGGAGUAGGGUUUGACGAUUCGUAUAUAAAUACUGCAUCAAUUAUAUGGAAAGGAACACAGUACGAAUAUGAUAAAAAUUUGGGAUUAUUACGAAUCAUUGACCUAUCAAAUAACAAAUUGAAUGGUGAGAUUCCUAUCGAAGUGUCUCAUCUUUCUCAACUACGUCAACUAAAUCUGUCAUGCAAUAAUUUUUCGGGUGGAAUUCCUAGAAAUAUUGGAAACUUGAACAAGCUAGAAUUGCUUGAUUUGUCUCGCAAUAAAGUUUUUGGUGAAAUUCCCACAAGCCUGGCUGAAAUAUCUUCUUUGAAUUAUUUGGAUCUGUCAAAUAAUCGAUUGUCAGGAAGAAUUCCUACAGGCACUCAAUUGCAAACUUUUGAUCCAUCUCGAUAUACCAUGAAUUUUGGACUCUGUGGACCUCCAAUAUCAAGAUCAUGCCCAGGAGAUGAGCCAUCUGAUCCUCAAUCUCCAGCUAAUGAUAGUGAUCAAGGUGCCCUCAAACCUAAUUAAAUCCCUUAACAGACA
Messenger RNA from Humulus lupulus (European hop), 2108 nucleotides. Its product is annotated as receptor-like protein EIX2. Gene Ontology annotation, molecular function: protein binding. The transcript has a single exon. Bases 144 to 2093 code for a protein of 649 amino acids. The record is from RefSeq and is a predicted model, not a curated record. Lineage: Eukaryota; Viridiplantae; Streptophyta; Magnoliopsida; Rosales; Cannabaceae.